GAGCCUGAGCGCUGGUCGCUGAGCAGCUCGCUCUCCAUGUGACUUCAGUUUCCGUCCGUUCCUUCCGCAAGUGCUAAAAUAAUCUGAUGCCCCACAGAGAGGAGGCAGCCCAGCCCUGCGUUUGGCUGCUCUCGAGGAGGCCGGAGCCCCUGGAGAGGAUGCGCCCCGCGGAGCUGCCUGGGCCUGCGGGAGCCCUGUGGGCCUCCCACACCAGUACUGGGAACUGGCUCCCUCAGCGGAGAAUGCGAGCAGCCCUCUGAUGGCCUUCCUCACCGGCUUCCCGCGGGUCCUCUGUCCACAGUGCUGCACUUGAGAUGGAGUUGCUGCCCCUUUGGCUCUGCCUGAGUUUUCACUUCUUGAUGGUGGAAUGGAGGAACGGAAGUGGAGCAGCCACGGCAGCUUCCCAAGGGCGCUGCAAGUUGGUAGGUGGAGUCGCUGACUGCCGAGGGCAGAACCUCGCUUCAGUGCCCCGCGGCCUCCCUCCCGACUCCCAGACGCUCAUCCUGGAUGACAACCCUCUGGAGGCCCUGUGGAAUCACUCCCUGCAGCCCUACCCUGUCCUGGAAAGCCUCAGCCUGCACAGCUGCCGCCUGGCACUCGUCAGCCGCGGCGCCUUCCGGGAGCACGACCACCUGCGCAGCCUGGCUCUGGCUGACAACCACCUAGCGGAGAACUACAAGGAGACGGCAGCUGCCCUCCGUGACCUGCAGGGUCUGCAGAGGCUGGACUUGUCCGAAAACUCCCUGACAGAAGACAUGGCGGCCCUGAUGCUGCAGAACCUCUCCUCACUGGAGUCUGUGUCCCUGGCGAGGAACAACAUCAUGAGGCUUGAUGACUCCAUCUUUGAGGGCCUGGAGCACCUCCGGGAGCUGGAUCUGCAGAGGAACUACAUCUUCGAGAUUGAGGGUGGUGCUUUUGAUGACUUGACUAAGCUGAGGCACCUCAACCUGGCCUAUAACAACCUUCCCUGCAUCGUGGACUUCGGCCUCACGCAGCUGCGGGUCCUCAACGUCAGCUACAAUGCCCUGGAGUGGUUCCUGGCAUCCGGGGCGGAGGCCGCCUUUGAGCUGGAGCUGCUGGACCUGUCCCACAAUCAGCUGCUGUUCUUCCCGCUCCUGCCCCAGUGCAGCAAGUUGCACACCCUCCUGCUGCGGGACAACAACAUGGGCUUCUACAGGGACCUGUACAACGCCUCGUCACCCAGGGAGAUGGUGGCCCAGUUCCUCCUCGUGGACGGCAACGUGACCAACAUCACCACUGUCAACCUCUGGGAAGAGUUCACCUCCAGCGACCUCUCAGACCUCCACUUCCUGGACAUGAGCCAGAACCAGUUCCAGUACCUGCCAGAUGGCUUCCUGAAGAAAAUGCCUUCUCUGUCCCACCUGAACCUGAACCACAACUGCCUGAUGACACUCCACAUCCAGGAGCACGAGCCCCCCGGCGCGCUCGCCGAGCUGGACCUGAGCCACAACCAGCUGUCAGAGCUGCGCCUGGCUCCGGGGCUCACGGGCUGCCUGAGGAGCCUCCGCUCCUUCAACCUGAGCUCCAACCAGCUCCGGGGUGUCCCCAAUGGCCUUUUUGCCGACGCCGGGAACAUCACUACAAUUGACAUGAGCCACAAUCAGAUCUCACUCUGUCCCCAGCCAGCCUCCAUAGACCUGGUGGGCGCCCCUGGCUGUGUAGAUUUCAGGAAUAUGGCAUCUUUGAGGAGCCUCUCUCUGGAGGGCUGUGGACUGGGGACAUUAGGAGAUUGCCCAUUCCAGGGGACCGCCCUCACUCACCUAGACCUGUCCGGCAACUGGGGGGUUCUGAAUGGGAGCCUCGCUCCUCUCCGGGACGUCGCCCCCCUGUUACAGGUCCUGUCCCUCAGGGACGUGGGCCUUGGUUCCGGCACCGUGGAGCUGGAUUUCUCUGGGUUUGGCAAUCUGAGAGACCUGGAUUUGUCGGGAAAUUCCUUGACCAGCUUCCCCAGGGUCAGGGGCAGCGCGGCCCUGCAGAGGCUGGAUCUGCGCAGGAACUCACUCACAGCGCUCCCCCAGCACGCUGCGUCCGAGCAGCUCUUGCGAAGGCUGCAGACCAUCUACCUCAGUCAGAACCCGUAUGACUGCUGUGGGGUGGAGGGCUGGGGGACGCUGCAGCGCCUGCACACUGUCGCCGACCUGGCCAUGGUCACUUGCAACCUGUCCUCCAAGGUCGUUCGUGUGGUGGAGCUACCCGGAGGCGUGUCUGAGCACUGUAAGUGGGAGCAGGUGGACACAGGCCUGCUCUACCUCGUGCUCAUCCUCCCCAGCUGCCUCACCCUGCUGGUGGCCUGCACCCUCAUCUUCCUCACCUUCAAGAAGCCUCUGCUGCAGGUCAUCAAGAGUCGCUGCCACCUGUCCUCCAUAUAUUGAGCUGAAGGCGCCCAGGACAGAGGUCUGCUCUGUGGGUAUCAGGACAGCUUCUCUGCUGGAGUUGGAGACCGGAUGCAGAAGCCAAGUCUGAUGAAUGGAGGUUUAAGAUAAAUUUUAAAAUGUUUCCAUUUCAAAGGUCUUCCCCCACCCUUAUGAUUCAUCCUCAUCACCCUGGUGAAAUAUUUAUUAAGUGACAUUUUACAAAAAUAAAAGACAUCGUGUCACAUAAAUAUUUUUUAAA
Molecule: messenger RNA, 2634 nt
Organism: Tupaia belangeri chinensis (Chinese tree shrew)
Lineage: Eukaryota; Metazoa; Chordata; Mammalia; Scandentia; Tupaiidae
Gene: NRROS
Product: negative regulator of reactive oxygen species
Exons: 3
Coding region: 315-2393 (692 amino acids)
Molecular function (GO): protein binding
Source: RefSeq, a predicted model, not a curated record